This is a messenger RNA of Vigna unguiculata (cowpea), 942 nucleotides long. RefSeq names its product protein FAR1-RELATED SEQUENCE 5-like. Lineage: Eukaryota; Viridiplantae; Streptophyta; Magnoliopsida; Fabales; Fabaceae. The record is from RefSeq and is a predicted model, not a curated record.
AUGAAUGCAUUUUUUGAUGGGUUCAUAAAUUCCAGCACUUCAUUGCAACAGUUCGUCGUCCAAUAUGACAACGCACUUAGGCAAAAAGCAGAGAAGGAAUUUGAGGCUGACUUCGCAUCUGUUAACACCACAAUUCCGUGUGGGUCGCAAUCCCUAAUUGAGAGGCAAUUUCAGUUGCACUAUACCCAUGCUAAAUUUGGUGAGAUCCAGAAUGAAUUUAGAGCGAAGAUGAAUUGCUUUGUUAUGAAUGUUGUCAAAGAUGGAAGCAUUUGGAAUUAUAAUGUUAAGGAAAACUUCUUAUGGAAUGGCAAGAGGGCCAACAAAUUUCAUGACGUGUUGUUUGACUCCAUCACAACAACAACCAAAUGUAGUUGUCUACUAUUUGAGUUUCGUGGUAUCUUAUGUCGACACUGUUUCUUGGUCCUUGGGCAGGAAGACAUUGAUUGUGUCCCUGAACAUUACGUGCUAAGGAGGUGGUCCAAAAAUGUUAGAAGACGAUACACUUUGAUGAAAGCAGCGUACAACCAAAGUUCGGAUGAUCCACAAAUGCAAAGAUUCCAGUCAUUACGGAAGAGAUUUAAUGACAUCGGUGAGGUCGCAUGUGAAACAGAAAGUGCUGCCCAAUCGGUGUUUGAUCAGUUUAACACAAUUGCAACUACAUUAGGGUUACCAAAUGAACCCAAUCCCUUCAGAUGUGGGGACGACCAUCCAAGUGCUUGUCAUGAGGAUCACAGCUUACCCGACCAUGUAAUGUCUUCUGCACAUCACAGCAAUAUUGUUCGAAGUCCCAUUCACGUAAAAAGGAAAGGUAGACCACGGACAAAUAGGUUGAAAUCAACUGUGGAAAAGAUAACAAAAAGGAAGAAAACAGCUGCGGCAAGAAACAAAGCAUCUCGCAAUUUAAUGGUUUGUAUCUUGCAGUAUUGUGUGUUCCUUUAUUGA